AUGUCCUUCUCCCAAGACUCAGAGGGCCGCAAGAUCGUGCCCAACACCAUCUCCGGCGAACCCAUAACCCUCCCAGCAUCAUCCACCUUCCCCAUAACCUCCUCCAAAACCGGCAAACCUGUCCACUAUGGCCAGACCGCAAGCGUCGACGUCGCCAACCGCGCCGUCGAAGCCGCAGCCAAAACCUUCAAGACGUACAAGACUACUCCGAUCCACGAGCGUCGACGUAUGAUCAUCCGCGCCGGACAGCUGUUCGCGGAGAAGUCGGCGGAGUUCACCCGUCUGCAGAUCGAGGAGACGAAUUGCGCGGAGCAGUGGGCGACGCAUAACAAUGUCCAGGCGACGACGUUUUGUAAUGAUAUUGCGGCGGCUGUUGCUGAUGCUGUGGUUGGAGAGAUUCGGCCUUCGCAGUUUGGGUUUACGAAUCUUGUGUUUAAGGAGCCGGUGGGACCGGUUUUGAUCAUUCCCCCAUGGAACGCUGCGGUCGUUUUGGCUGUACGUGGUAUUGCUUCAGCUCUCGCAGCUGGAUGCACCGUUGUUGUCAAGGCAUCGGAGUUAUGCCCUGCCACCCAUAGCCUCAUCGUGUCGGUCUUCCACGAAGCUGGCUUUCCUCCAGGGGCUCUCAACUUGAUCAUGGCAGACCGUCCCGCUGGCGCAGAGGUCACCGAAGCCGCCAUUUCCCACCACGCACUGCGCAAGGUGGAAUUUAUAGGCAGUGCGGGCGUUGGCAGGAUCAUUGCUUCUGUCGCGGCCAAACAUCUGAAGCCUGUUCUCCUUGAGCUUGGAGACCAAAGUCCGGCUAUCGUGCUAGACGAUGCUGAUCUGCCCAACGCAGCGAAGCUAUGUGCACGAGGAGCGAUGAUGCACCACGGUCAAGUCUGCUUCUCCACCGAACGAAUCAUCGUCCAGUCCUCGAUCUUGGAAGAAUUCGCUCGCCUGUUGGUCGAGGAAGUCAAAGGUAUCCCGUCAGCGGGCUCCGCAGUCACCAACGUAGGCGCCGAAAAGGCCAAAGCCGCAAUCGAUGGAGCGGUGAAAGACGGUGCCAAGUUCCUCUACGGAUCUAGUGACAUGACAGCUUCUGCUACUCUGCCACCGUCCAUCCUGACCAACGUCGACCCCAAGUCCGCCAUUUCGACAGGUGAGGCUUUUGCGCCAACUGCUUUUAUCGUACCUGUGGAAAACGAGGAAGAAGCAAUCGAAGAGGCCAACUCCCGCCUUGGUGGACUGUCGGCGUCGGUCUUCACGGGAAGCUACGAGCGCGGCUUGCGGGUCGCUCGAGAGCUGGAGUUUGGCCAGGUUCAGGUCAACAACAUGACGCUCUUUGCCGAGCCUGGUGGUCCGGUGACCGGUCAUAAGGGAUCCGGUUGGGGCAGCAACAACGGCAAGUACGGCAUUCAGGAGUUCACAUUUAGCAAGGCUGUCUCACUCGUGCCUAGCACGCCCCAGGCCGGUCACUAG
Zasmidium cellare ATCC 36951 is the source of this 1458-nucleotide messenger RNA. RefSeq lists its product as uncharacterized. Gene Ontology annotation, molecular function: succinate-semialdehyde dehydrogenase (NAD+) activity. Bases 1 to 1458 code for a protein of 485 amino acids. The record is from RefSeq and is a predicted model, not a curated record. NCBI's taxonomy places the organism in Eukaryota, Fungi, Ascomycota, Dothideomycetes, Mycosphaerellales, Mycosphaerellaceae. The transcript has 2 exons.